AUGGUCAAAAUAUUAUACGCAGUAACGUCGUUGUUACUGCUUAACCCUACCCUGUGCCUCUGCGAUAGCCAGAAUUAUCAGGCGGUAGAAAAGAUAAGGGCCGAUUUCAGACUCCCUGGUUUCGCUGCCGGUCUAUUCAAGAAUGGCCAUUUACAGUACGAAGUUACCGGUCGACGCAAAAGCACAGAACCCAUUCCAAUCAAACGUAACGACAAGUUCCACCUGGGGUCGAAUACGAAAGCAAUGACUGGAACACUUAUCGGAAUGAUGGUGGACAGAGGGUUGAUUAGUUGGACCAGCACGCUUCAAGAAGUGCUGCCCGACUUUGCCCAUAUAAUGCAUGACGAUCAUCGGAAUACCACCAUUGCCAUGCUUGGGGCGCACCGAUCAGGCAUUUUUGACGAUUAUUCAAAGGAUGUCGACUUCUACCUUGGCCUUUAUAACCUUGACCCUGUCGAAGGUCGGAAAGCAAUGAUAAAUCAUACGCUCAGCAAGGAACCAGGGACUACCAGGGGUCAAUACGCAUACGAUAACACCAACUAUGUGAUUCUCGGCCGGAUCAUCGAAAAUUUCUUGGGAGUUAAAAAUGGCGCUUCCUGGGAACAGAUCAUCACAUCUGAACUUUUCAACCCUCUCGGGAUGAAGUGUGGGUUUGGUACACCCCCUCAAUCUUCAGAGACGUCCAUUGACAACCCCUGGGGUCAUUUUUUCUAUAACUCUUCAUCAAACCCCGAACCCUUGGGCGGACCUCUGGUUAGGCGAGAUAAUCCACCUGCCAUUGGCCCCGCAGGCACUGUUCACUGUGAUAUAAAAUCCUACAUGAGCUUCCCUAAAUUGCACAUCGAUGGAUUCAACGGUCGGCGCACAAAGCUUGGGAUAAGUAAGAAAACCUUUAAGAUGCUGCAUACACCAUAUCCAUCGACCGAUGGGGUGCAGUAUACACCUGGAGGCUGGAUCUAUGCCAAUGGUUCCACAACUCCGUGGACUAAUGGGCCAACUUUGGGCCAUGAGGGAUCCAACAGAUCAAACUACGCUUUGGUAUUUCUUGUUCCCAAGCGCGGACCGACUGGGGAGAUAAUCACUGGGUUUGCGAAUACUGGGAAUUACAUCCUCGAGGAAGGUACAGCACCAGCAGCAGAGGCGAUGUAUACGGCUGUCCUGGAUAUUAUGGAAGGACGUCUGUUCAAGUGA
Nannizzia gypsea CBS 118893 is the source of this 1191-nucleotide messenger RNA. Its product is annotated as beta-lactamase. The transcript has a single exon. The record is from RefSeq and is a predicted model, not a curated record. The coding region runs from base 1 to 1191 and encodes 396 amino acids. Lineage: Eukaryota; Fungi; Ascomycota; Eurotiomycetes; Onygenales; Arthrodermataceae.